Molecule: messenger RNA, 867 nt
Organism: Lampris incognitus (smalleye Pacific opah)
Lineage: Eukaryota; Metazoa; Chordata; Actinopteri; Lampriformes; Lampridae
Gene: fgf17
Product: fibroblast growth factor 17
Exons: 5
Coding region: 94-738 (214 amino acids)
Biological process (GO): positive regulation of protein phosphorylation; fibroblast growth factor receptor signaling pathway; animal organ morphogenesis
Cellular component (GO): cytoplasm
Molecular function (GO): type 2 fibroblast growth factor receptor binding; type 1 fibroblast growth factor receptor binding; growth factor activity
Source: RefSeq, a predicted model, not a curated record
UCGGGGGCGCAUAUGCCAAACAUAGCAAGUCCGUUGGAUUACUGCGUCCUUCUGGGAGACCACCGGAUGACCGGGUGAAAUAAAAAGGGGAGGAUGUAUGGAAUAAAUCAGCGCUGUAUUUACAUAUCGUUUCAUUUUUUCGUGCUGUGGUGUCACGCUCAGGGGGAGAAUCACCCGUCUCCUAAUUUUAAGCAGUAUGUGAGGACGCAGGGCUCGGUGACGGACCAGCUCAGCCGGCGGCAGGUCCGGGUCUACCAGCUCUACAGCCGCACGAGCGGCAAGCACGUGCAGAUCCCGGGCCGGAGAGUGUCCGCCACGGCGGAGGACGGAAACAGAUACGCUCGACUCUUCGUAGAGACGGACACCUUCGGCAGCCGAGUGCGGAUACAAGGUGCAGAGAGUGGCCGCUACCUGUGCAUGAACCGGAAGGGGAAACUUGUUGGAAAGCCCAACGGACGGAGCAGGGACUGCAUCUUCACAGAGAUCGUUCUGGAGAACAACUACACGGCCUUCCAAAACGCCAAAUAUGAGGGCUGGUAUGUGGCCUUCACCAGGAAGGGCAGGCCCAUCCAGGCCUCCAGGACGAGGCAAAACCAAAGAGAGGUCCAUUUCAUUAAGAGGCUGCACAAAGGCCCGCCUCCUUUCCCCAACAUGGACCAAACCAAACACUUUGAAUUCAUUCGUUUUCCACCCGCCCGUCGAGCAAAACGGAACAGGAAAUCACCGACUUCUGGCUAACGUGUACCGACCGGUACUGACACUGUUGUGAAUUAGAAAGAAAUAGAUGCAAUUUUAUUUUUGUAUAUUUUUUAUAGCUAAAAGAAAGUUAAAAAAAGUAAUAAUGCUGUACAAUGAUCAUAUGUAAAU